CCUCUGCACUCCCCACUCACUUUUGCUUCUCCUUUCCAUACGCAACCUUCACUAUCACUCUGCUUCAUCUUCUUUCUUCUUGCACGGAGCACGCCAUCCCUCUCCUCCUCUCGAUGGAAUACCAAUUUUCAUCUCACAGAAAAGACUCCUAUCUUUCACAUACCUCCUCUCAUUGUCCCGUCCAUCUCUGGGCUGUCGAUCAUACCUCGGCGGAAUCCCAGCUUCGCCGGACUGCUCCAUGUAGCCUUCCCCUUCUCCACCAUCCCUCCGCCACCUCCAUUAUAUUAUCAGUUGUUACCCACUUUUUAAGCGUUCCAACGAUGCCGCGUAAUCCACCAUGGUGGCCAAGUUCUCGAUAAGGUGUACAUGAUCUGGAAUCUCAAUGAGCAAGGACUGGGAGACUUUGAAUUCCGCCAAGGAAGUUUUGGAUACGUUGGGAGCGUCUGAAUAAGGGAAACAACAGAGUCCAGGGAUGCCUCUGGAGGAGUGAAUUCUGCCCCUACCCGUGUUGUCUUCGAUGGAUAUUAAUGGAAAGGUUGAAGCGAUUGGAGCGACCUGAGCAGAAACCCAGCACUCAGCACUCGAAACCCAGCAAUUCCGCUGCGAUUCGGCUGAAUCCAAGCUCCAAAAGCCCCAGAACGACCGCCUCAGCUUCCCAACUUCACCAGCCUCCUCCCGGAUCUGAUUCAAGCUUUACAGAUCUCCCCUCUUACACCAAGGUGUUGCUUACAAUCGAAUCAAUUAGGUGAAGCCAGGGUGAUGAUGGCCAUGCUGUGAGUUUGUUAAAAGCCUUCACCUUGCGUGGGGGAACAAAAAAGAAGAAGAAGGAAAGAAAAACCAGAGAUGAUGCCCAUGGAACUCGAUAGCGGCAGGUAAUUAUUUGGAAUUUCUCACCAUUACUUAUUUGGAUUUUAUUUCAGUUUUAUCUUUGCCUUUUUCUACUGCUCAGAAACGUCAAUGCUUCUAUUGGGUUUGAGAAGAUGAUGGGUUUUCUAGAAUUGGAGGGAGGCAAGUGAGGGUUUGGAGAGAUCUAUAUUACCACAAAAUAGCCUUUUGUUUUGGGGUUUAAAUCCAAUUUGGCGAUCCAAUUAGUUUCAUGCUUCUAGAGCCAAUUUCCUAUUCUUUUUCGCUUACUUGACCGCUCAGAGAACAAAUGGUUUCUUUUGGAACCUAGGGUUGGUUUGGACUCUAAGCUGCCAUUCAUUUUUCGCAUCUCCUUUCUGCUUCUCAACCAAACUUCUUGGCCAUUCUUGCUUUGAUGCCUAUUGGUACUCUCAGCUGCUAUUCUGUUUUCAUAUCUCCUUUCUGUCCAUUCUCAAGCAUGGUUGUGUUUUUAGUUUCUUGAUUUGGCAAAUCUUAAUACCUUGGCCACUACUGUGUUUUACUUACUAGCUUUGUUGCCUCUCUAUGCUCUUGCUUAUUUCUAGGUUCAAGAUUUAUUGCUUCUGGACUGUGUGGACGCCAACACAGCAAAGGAGAAUCACACCAAGCAGCACUUGCAUCCACUUCUAUUUUGCGACUCUUUUCAUGAAAGUAGUCAUUUUUACACUUUCGAUUUCCUUACUUUAUAGUAAUGCUUUUUGGUUAGGUGACAAGGUUAGUUUUGAUUUUCUUCUCAUUGACUCAUGAGUUCGUAUAUACCUUUAGUAGUUGUGAAAUGUUGAUGCCAUAUUUAUUAAGGAACCAACAGUUUGAAAUGCUUGAUCAUUUACCUUUGCUUCCAGAUUAUUAGUUCUCAUCAAAUCACAUUCUUACUGUAGUUGACUGUACAAUCCCAUCUUUUUCAGCUCUUGAAGUUAUCAAGGAAGUGCUCAUAUUCACUGUCUGAUACUGAUCGAGGGAAACAAUAUCUUUGUUGUUUUCUGUUACAGCCUUAGUAAGUGUUUCAACUCUUGGAUCGAAGCGCUUGAUUAUUUCAGUGUUGCUGGUUCUUUUUAGUUGUUUCUCAUGUUCAUGAUCAAGUUCCAAAUUAAAGUAGUAAAUUUAUAAAUACUUAGAAGUACUUUAGAUUUGCUUGGCAUGGUUGCUUCAGAUGUUUAGGAUAUGAGCUUUUAAGGGUCUUCUACUUGCAAAUUUCAUUUAGUCUUUGUGUAAAAUGAUGUUUGAAUUCGCCUCUGGUGUGUGAAAAGUUAUAGAUUGCUGGGAGGUGAGAAUUCUUCUCUAGGUCCUGCUCUCAUUAUUAACUAUGAGUUACCUGUAGAACUCUUCCAGAUUUGCUUGCAGUUCUCCCAUUUCAAUUUAGGCAAUUUCUUUACUUGGAAGCAAAACUUUUGCGUAAUAAAGAACAUGUUCCACAUGCUUGUGUUUUUAUUAUCUAGGACCUGCAUUGUUAUUUUAUAGAUACUUAAGCUCAUUUUCGCAUUUGAUAAGGUAUAUCUUUAGUGACCAUUUCAAUCUGUUUUAUGUUCAUUUGCAGCUUAUAUUAGUUUUUUAUAUGGAUACCAACAUGGGAUUUGGAGGCUAUCUUGCUUUGACGUGAUGCCCUGUUGCAGAAAGGCCACGUUAAAAUAGUGCAAGUUUUCACAAUGUCAACAGAUUGGAUGGCAAAAGAUUGGUUUUUUAAUAUCCUCACUAAUGCAAUUUGUUUUCAAUCAUGCCCAUACUUUUUUACCUGCAUAACCUGCUACCCUUAACACCGGUUCCUAUUGUGCAUGUUUUAACUGCAAAGUUAGUCUAGAAUCGACCUUCUUCUUGCUGUAUUCUGAGUGCCAGCUGUUCUUGCUCUUCGAUCCUAAGCUGCCGCAUUAUGAUCCCCAGGCAGUUCAAGAACUUAUAUGAUCGCUGCCUUUUUGAAGCUCGAACCUGCAUACCUGUAGAUUGUAUAGUAGGUGUUCGAGUCAUCUGUUAAUUGCUAGACUAUGUUUUGUUGGGAGCCUUCCCAUUAUGAAAAAUACUCAUUGUCGGUUAUGGAGUUCCAGGCUACAGCCAAUUUGCAUAAUUAUUGACCUGGUACUUCGCCUACAAACCUUAUUCUCCUUCCUUUCCCUUUCAAUCUGAGUCGUGUACUACUAUUCACAGGUUUGCUUGGCCCUUUGCUCUUUAAUUGUGAGAACACACACAACGUGGAAGCCAACCUGUGGGCACAGUCUGUAAUGUAUUUUGUAAUAUGCUUUUAUAGACAACAAUCCUGGCAUGACAAACGAAUCUAUUCACAGACUUCUUUAUUAACUUUUUAUGCCAUCUAAUGCUUUGAUUAAUUACGUAUGUCCUACUUACCUUAGAAAUACAAUGAAUUAGUGUUAUUCAAUUGAAACUUAUAUUAUGAUUCAUACAAAAUGAUAUUAUGGUUUCGUUUAUGCGCAAAGGGUUAUGGUUUCGCUUAUGCGCGAAGCGUAGCGAGCGGGUCUCUGCUAGUUUAUAUAGAAUGAACACUUGUCAACUUUACUAGAAUCCUAGUCUGAACCAGACAGAUCACAAGCCUUUGCUUACGUGUUAGGUUGAGAUCACAUUAAUUAAAGCCACUCACCCCAUUACCCAACCAUGGUGAGAAUGAAUAGAGGGUUCCCAUUGGCCAGAAUUGCGGUUCAGUUGUAUAGUUUGGUGGAUAAUCUCCUAAAUUAUCCCAAUCCCGCGUAGAAGGGCAGAAAGAAGCAAAUAACCCAUUGUUUCAUGACAGGAAUUAGGUGAAUGUCACCAUUGAAAUGAAAUGAAAGCAACUCCUCUGUUCCUUAUCAAAGUUUUCAUGCAAAGAGACAGAAGAGUGUAGGCGCAACCAUGGUGAUCUGCUUGCUGCUAUUACUGUGUGUAACCUUCUUCCAACAACUCGAGUUAUUGGGACCAACUGGUUUAUGACAUUAGACAACUCAUUCAACUUAUGAAUCAUCAUGAUGGUAUCUUGCCUAAAAUAUCAUCAAUAUAAAGUAGAAGGACGUUGAAGUUAUCAUCGGAAAUCUUUUGUAGUUAUGAACAUCCACAAACGAAUCAAAAGUAUGGCUUCAAGCAAUAAAGACGGUCCUUCAAUUGUCAAGUCAUGUUUCUUUCUCCUUAACUUCACUACACAUUUUUAACCGUGUAAAUACUCUACUCAACAUCUAGAGAAACUAAUAGUUCUAUUACAGCUCGAAUGAAUCGCAUCUUCAUCAUUGAAGAAAGCGUAACAUCGACA
Linum trigynum is the source of this 4105-nucleotide messenger RNA. NCBI's taxonomy places the organism in Eukaryota, Viridiplantae, Streptophyta, Magnoliopsida, Malpighiales, Linaceae. The record is from the annotation of a GenBank genome assembly.